AUGCAUAAGCGACCUUUUGAUAUACGGGACUCAAAUAGAAUGUUAGACGGUUGGACUAAAUUGCCGAUAGCGAAAUAUUUGUGUGGGACGUUGUCGUCUAUAUCGAUGAAUUAUGCUUGGUCUUUUUUGGGUAUUAAGCUGUUUGCAACAGUUGAGGCGAAAGAGGGUUUGUUGAUAUCCGUGUUGAUAGAGCUGUCUGAAGUGUUGACGUUGGGUGAAUUUUUUGGUGGGGACUGA
Molecule: messenger RNA, 237 nt
Organism: Macrosiphum euphorbiae (potato aphid)
Lineage: Eukaryota; Metazoa; Arthropoda; Insecta; Hemiptera; Aphididae
Source: the annotation of a GenBank genome assembly